GACUUGGAGCAAUGCUCAAGGGGUUAAUGAGACUAAACUGGGCUGUGUGGUACCCAGAAUGCAGCGGGGGAUGGACUGAUGCUCUCGUUCGUCUUUCCUCCUCCUCCUCCUCCAGCAUCCUCAGCAUCUCUGCCAUUCAUCCCCUAUGCACAGAACGUACAUCCAGAGAGAACAGCCGCUGGGAUACCCUCAGCAUGGACCAGCAGUGAGGACCAUGGGGGACCAAAGCAACGUAGGUGGGGGGAGACAGCCGGCCGCCCCUGAACCCGAGGUGGAGGCCAGGAUCCAGAAAGCGGUGGAGUUCAAGACGGAGGGGAACCGCUGCUACAAGGACAAAAAAUUCCGGGAUGCCAUAGGCAAGUAUCACCGGGCCCUGCUGGUGCUCAAGGGUGUCCACGAAGACGGGGAAGAGAGGAAAGCCAAUGGCGGAGCUGGCACCAGGUUGACGGAGGCACAGAAGGUGCGGGUGGAGGCCACGGAGAUCGAGUGUUAUGACAGCCUGACUGCCUGUUUACUGCAGUCAGAGCUGGUGAAUUAUGAGCGAGUCAAGGAAUACUGCCUGAAGGUUCUGGAGAAACAGAACAGCAACUUCAAAGCCACGUACCGAGCGGGCAUCGCCUUCUACCACCUGGGGGACUACGGCAAUGCCCUGCUCUAUCUUAAAGACGCCCGCAGCCGAGAGCCAACAGUGGGUGAUCCGGGCAAGGCAAUGGAUACCAACGUUCUCCGUUACAUCCAGCUGACAGAGAUGAAAGUGCAGCGGUCAAACCAACGGGAGAGGAAAGCAUUGAAGGAGGUGAUUGGAUAGCGCAACCUGGCACCCAAUCCCGAACCUCCACCAGACUUGUAUCUCACGCUCCUGUGAGCCAAGGGAUGGUGGCUGAUACUGAGCAUCGCCCGGUACAAACCUCACCAGUCUCCUUCCUAUAAGGAGAUGGCAAUAUAGAAAAAUAAUAACAAUGCAGCUCUGGCACUUUAUAUAAAUUAUAUGAAUCAUUUUAUAUAUUUUCCUCUCGACUACCUAUAAUGUGUCAAUGCAUGCAGCACAAGUAUGUGUAUAUAUGUAUCUAGAACAUAUAAAAUAUAUAUAUAUAUAUAUAUAGACAUACGCCUCAUUGGAGAGAACGGGUCAUGCUCAGUAUUGCUCUGGAUGCAGCAUGUUGAUUUAAAGAAUGCCCCAACUUUACGCUGUCAUUCUUCCUAUCAGCCUAUGAGAAAAAGGAACUACCCCACAGUGACACAUCGAACCCUGCUGGUUGCUGCCAUAAUAGCAUCAUGAAUGCCAAUGGGUUAGUUAAUCCAAUACCAUGAUCCGGAGAGUGUACUACCAACUAUAAACUCCUCUACAAUAUAAUGAUUCAGAAUCCAUCAUACAUACCCACACGUGUGCUCGGAGAACCCCUGAAUGCGAAAUAUCGCAUUGUCUUCAAUUUCAAGGUUUCUCAUAGGAAUGAUGAAUACCUUUGCAGAAAAGUGGAUGUACAUGUGAUGCCUGAUCCAAUAUAUCGCCUCCGCACCUUACGACUGUCGCAUCGAACGCUCUACACUUUUCAGCUUCAGCAGGAACCAUAUCCAAGACAGACAUGCUCCCCCGCGCCAUACUAAGUGAAAUCGUAGCUCGUUCUUCGGUCUCAGAAUUAUAAGGAUGUUGUGUAGGACUUUCUUUUUUGUAAAUAAAGAAUAAACAAAG
Molecule: messenger RNA, 1690 nt
Organism: Rana temporaria (common frog)
Lineage: Eukaryota; Metazoa; Chordata; Amphibia; Anura; Ranidae
Gene: TTC9B
Product: tetratricopeptide repeat domain 9B
Exons: 4
Coding region: 146-808 (220 amino acids)
Molecular function (GO): protein binding
Source: RefSeq, a predicted model, not a curated record